This is a messenger RNA of Taeniopygia guttata (zebra finch), 3669 nucleotides long. It is a transcript of the gene LAMP2, whose product is annotated as lysosomal associated membrane protein 2. The record is from RefSeq and is a predicted model, not a curated record. Gene Ontology annotation, cellular component: lysosomal membrane; autophagosome membrane; plasma membrane. Gene Ontology annotation, biological process: protein targeting to lysosome involved in chaperone-mediated autophagy; cellular response to starvation; autophagosome maturation. NCBI's taxonomy places the organism in Eukaryota, Metazoa, Chordata, Aves, Passeriformes, Estrildidae.
CCGCCCCGCCCCUCACAUGACCGCUAGCGAGGGUUUUGUCGCGCCCGCUCGCUCCGGCCGCCCCCCGUGCCCCGGUGUCCCCGCGGGCAGCAGCGGCACCGCCACCACCGCCACCGCCGCCAUGGGCCCGCGCCGCUCCGCCGCCUCCUCCUGCGGCCGCCUCCUCCUGCCGCUGCUGCUGCUCGGCUUCUCCGGUUUUUUCCAGUCCUAUGCAGUUGAAGUAGAUAUAAAGGAUGCUUCUAAUGCUACAUGCCUGUAUGCAGAUUGGAUGAUGAGGUUCUUGAUAAAAUAUGAAUCAAACAGUGGUGAUUAUAAAACCACAACCCUGAAUUUGUCAUCGAGUGUGACACACAAUGGAAGCGUCUGUGGCAAUGACACACAAGCUGCCCUUGUGGCAGUGCAGUUUGGAGAAGGUCAUUCUUGGAGCAUUAACAUCACAAAAAACAAUGAAACUUACCAGGGAGACUUCAUCACACUGACCUACAACACCAAUGACACAGCUGUAUUUCCUGAUGCUAAAAGAAAAGGACCAAUUACUGUUCUUGUGAGGGAUCCUUCGCGUCCAAUUCAACUGAAUACUGUCUUCGUGUGUCAUAAUUCCUUUGUUAUUGAAGCAGAAAAUACAACGCAGAUUUUCUGGAAUGUUACUAUGCAGGCUUUUGUUCAGAAUGGCACGGUCAGUAAAAAAGAGUCUAGAUGUCCUGCUGAUACACCUACUUCUGAACCUACUGUUCCACCUACUAUUGCCAAUGUAACUACUGCAUCUACCACUACUUUGUCUCCUGCUCCAACAACUGCUCCCAAACCUGUGGAGAAUCCAGUCACAGGAAAUUAUUCUCUUAAAAGUGGAAAUAAAACUUGUUUCCUGGCAACUGUGGGGCUGCAACUGAAUGUUUCUCAAGAAAAGCCUCUUCUGAUCAACAUCAAUCCAAAGACAACUGUUGCAGAUGGUGCCUGUGGUAACACAACAGCCACUCUGAAACUGAAUGAUGGAAAUAGCACACUGAUUGGUUUCACAUUUGCUGUUAAAAAUACAAGUGCAAGUGUACAAAAAUUUUAUCUGAGGGAGGUGAAUGUUACUCUGCUCAACCGUCUGAAUGGUUCUGUCAUUUCAAGUGCAGACAACAGCAACUUAAGCAAGUGGGAUGCUUUCCUUGGUAGCUCUUACAUGUGCCGAAAAGAGCAAACCCUUCAGAUUAAUGAAAAUGUUCAAGUACAUACUUUUAAUCUAUGGAUUCAGCCAUUCCUUGUGGAGGCAAAUAAGUUUGCUACAGCCCAGGAGUGUUCGCUGGAUGAUGACAGCAUUCUAAUCCCAAUUGUAGUUGGUGCUGCACUUGCUGUCUUGAUUGCCAUUAUAGUGGUUGCUUACAUAAUUGGCAGAAGAAAAAGCUAUGCUGGAUAUCAAACUUUGUGAAUCUAAGUGUGAUUCCUGCUAUGAUUUCACUCUAAACAAAGCAAGUGCAAGUUCUGAAGUCCAAAAAAGACACAAAACUUAGGAGUAAUUACUAGCCACAGCUAAUUGGAGUUGAGAAACAAAGGGAGAAUGUUUAUCACAGAUGAGGCAGAAUUUUUGUUUCCCUGCCCUAAGAAGACAAUGUGAGUUUCAUUGCUGUUUUGAAGAUGUCAAAUCCUGAAUGAAUUGCUAGGCUAAGGAUUUUAUCUUGCAAAAGUCCUAAAGCAUUUAGGAUUUAUUUCUGCUUUUUACAAAUACUAGCCUGAAACAAUAACACAUUCUGAACUGAUGUGUAUUGGGCAGCUCCCAGAAUAGCAUAGAAUUUGUACUUGCUUCUCUCCUCUGCGUCCUUAGUCAUUGUAAUUGUGGGUUAAGCUGGCAGCAUUAGUCACUCUGUUGACUUCUGUAGUAUUUAACAAAGGAUUGUCUAAUGCCCAAUAGCAACUUUGUUUUCCAUAGGAUUGAACUUCAGGCUGGUAAUUAAGUGAUCUCUGGAAGUGGCAGCAGUAACUUACCUGCCUUUGUUGGGAUUUCAGUAAUUUACUCCUGCCUUGGUGUAAUUUCAGGAACCAUUCCUAUACCAUGGCUGUACAAACAAAAUGAGUAACUUGCCAAAUGGUGAAUAUAUGGGAAGACUUCAGUGCCGUUUCCAGAUGCUUUCAAAAAAAAACCUGUUAGGCACUGAAUUCUUUAUUAUACCCUGGUAAUCAUCUAAAAUACUCACCUAAGGCAGACUUCUGCUAAAUUAAUGCAAGCUAUUUUUUUGGUGGCAUCAGUUUAAAGGGAAUAACCUUUCUAAAUAUUCCAGAACUUUAAAGUGCACUUAACUUCAUACCGUACUCUGCACAGAACUGGUCUGUCUUGUUGCUUUGAAUGACCUUGUUUAAAGAUGCUUUCAUUUAAUGAGCCAGUAUUUGUUGUUGCAGCUUGAGCUGUUUUUAAAUCUUCAUCUUGAAUGGUUCUCUGCCAGUGAAAGUUGACAUUAUAGCUGCCCGCCAUUGGCACUCUGAAUGUUGAACGUUUGUGUUGGGUUGUUUGCAGUGUAGCAUUUAUUAAUGUUAAGAAUGCAAAAGCCAAACAAGUCUGAGAUGCACCCACAACACCUGUUUUUCCUUGCUGUAUGAAAAGAAUAAGUAGGUUAAAGAAAGUGCAGUGCAACUGGACUGUUCUUAAGCUGCAGCUCUAUAGAGACUAACCCUUGAUGCACAACUUUUCUCUGGGCUCCUUGUGCAUUUUCUUACUGCAUGGAAAAAAAAAAGAAGUCUUUUAGACUUCUAGAUAAUUGUGGCUUUUUUGCAUAUGUCAUAACAUGAGCUGCCUAAGCUAGUUAUUUAAUGAACAUACCAUCGUCUCCCCAUUUAGAAUGAGUUUCGCCUGCAUCAAAGCUGCUCUAGUGUUUUAUUAGUGUUCUCUAGGGUUGUAGAGAUGUCUGUGGCAUGUUUGUAUACAAAUCAUAAAAUACACUUCUUUCAGUAGUGGUUUGGUUUUUUUUUUGUAAAGACAGUUUACUCUUGACACUAGCCAAGGAAGCAUGUAUGGGUGGAUAAUGCUUACUAUAGCUUGUAGUCUACAGCUUGAAUUUUGCAUCAGUUACUGAAAUGCAUUUUAAUGAAAGUGGGGAACUGCUAUAAGUUUAAUCAGGAAACAAGCUUCAAGACUUACCAUUUUAAUUUUAAAAAAUGGAUCUAAUGACUUUCAUAUUAAUAUAUCCUCAAAUGCAGAAUUUCAUAUAGUUUUUUUAGCUUUUUUUUUUUUUUUGAGUGAUGUUCAGUGGCACCAGUUAAGCAUGCAUCUCUGUUAAGGAGUAAUCAUCACACUACUCUUCUGACCUUGCAAAUUUUUGAACUGUACACAGUUUCCAAGUGAUAAAAUAGAAGAUUCAUACAAACUGCUUCCUAAAAUCAACACUAGAAAUCCCAUUGCAAAAAGCUGUAAGUAUAUUGGCUCAGAGGUUUAAGUAUUCCUAGACUGAUGUGUAGGUAACUGGUUCAAAAAGCAUCAGUUUCACCUGACUUCCUGUUGUUAUAAAACCACUAGUUUUCCUGUAUGUACUGCUCCAUAGGGAACUGUCAAUCUGUUUAACCUGUGCUCUAAAAAUAAAGAUUGUUCUAUUUCUUAAGGAAACUUGUUCACAUUUUUUAACUGAUUUGAAAACAGACGUCUUGUAUUGUCUUUUUUUAAAGAAAAUAAACUCAAUGAGUAAGGUGAACUCUAAA